Ctenopharyngodon idella (grass carp) is the source of this 1543-nucleotide messenger RNA. RefSeq names its product small integral membrane protein 5 (gene smim5). The record is from RefSeq and is a predicted model, not a curated record. The transcript is spliced from 3 exons. Bases 259 to 468 code for a protein of 69 amino acids. Lineage: Eukaryota; Metazoa; Chordata; Actinopteri; Cypriniformes; Xenocyprididae.
GUGGGGAUGGAUGUGGUAAACAGAGAGAUCCAGACUGCCAGAACACUACACACCCAGCCUAAAAGACUCGUUAUACUGGAAAACUCAAACACCGCAGGCCAAACACAGUAUGAGUGUACAACUGAGAGAAACUUAUCAGCUCACAACAACUGUGUGACGGGACAGAGCGCACUAACGGACGGCCAAAAUUAGACACAGGUCCAUAUAUACGAGGAGAGCUACAGGGGACGUUAACUACAAACUGGAACAAAGGUCAGAAUGAGCACUUCAGAGGAUAUGAAGGGAAUUCUCCAGAACGUCUGGACCAAACUGCAGGCACUUCCUCAGGAGCACCCACUUACGCAGACGGCCUUCCUCAUCAUCCUGCUGUUCUUCUUGACAUUCAUCGCUCUGGUUGUGACUGGAUGUGUUUACGGCUGCUGUGGCUGCUGCACUGCAGGGUCCAGAAACAAAGUCUCUGCCGUUUGAAACAUGACAACGAGGAAGAAGAUACCAACAGACCAAAAUAUGCCAAAAUAGAAUUUGGUGGUGUUUGUUAGUUUUGUUUGUGACUGCUGUGAUGCCACAUAUUACAGAGAUAAAAUUCAGCCAAAGAAAGUGUAAACUGUAAACUGAAUGAACACACAACACACAUCAGCUACAGUCAUGAAGCAAAUCUUCAAAUGCAGAAACAAGCAUCUGGCUGAGACAUAUGGUCCCCCCUUAAUUAUGGAUGCCACAAAUAAACACUAAAUUCCCAACCUCUUUCAUCAUAGGAAUGCAACAUGCUGUAGGCGAACCAUUAUGAAACCAGUGCCAAAGGCUGCCCUCUGCUGUUUGAUUGCAAAACUGCAGUAACUUCGAGCAGGGACGAAGAAACAAGAAGGGGACGGUUUAGACCUCUCAGGUGCACUGCCAUUCAAAAGUGUGGGGUCAGUAAGAUAUUUUUUAAAGAAAUUCAUAUUUUCAUUUAGAUUAAAAGUGUCAGUAAAGACAUUUAAUGUUUUCAACAUUGAUAAAUCAUAAAAGUUUCUUGAGCAGCAAACCAAUGAUUUCUGAAGGAUCAUGUGACACUGAAGACUGGAGUAAUGAUAUUGAAAAUUCAGCUUUGAUCACAGAAAUAAAUUGCAUUUUACAAUAUAUUCUAACACAAAACAGCUAUUUUAAAUUGUAAUAAUAUUUCACAAUAUUACGGUUUUUACUUGAUCAAAUAAACGCAGCCUUAGUGAGCAGAAGAGACUUAUUUUAAAAACGUGAAAAAUACUUCACCAACCCCAAACUUUUGAAGGAUAGUAUCUGAUAUUCAAAAAAAUGCAUGUAGACCUAAUACUACCAUCAUGUUGUAUUAAGAUGUGAUAUACAGAGGAAAAUAGAGCUGAAACGCUGGAGAAAUAAAAUGUAAAUAAUCAAAUAUGCAAAAACUAAAACUUGUGUAUUUUUAUAUUGAUUCAAAUUAAAUGUUUUCUAAGGAUAUAACGUGACAAAAUAUUCAUGCAUGUUUCUUUUUGUUUUUGAAGCAUACUAUUCUGUUUUAUUAAACAUAUAUCAUACCUUCAAUCCAGAA